Messenger RNA from Hippoglossus stenolepis (Pacific halibut), 670 nucleotides. Its product is annotated as hemoglobin cathodic subunit beta-like. Gene Ontology annotation, molecular function: organic acid binding; peroxidase activity; heme binding. Bases 68 to 625 code for a protein of 185 amino acids. Gene Ontology annotation, cellular component: blood microparticle; hemoglobin complex; haptoglobin-hemoglobin complex. Lineage: Eukaryota; Metazoa; Chordata; Actinopteri; Pleuronectiformes; Pleuronectidae. Gene Ontology annotation, biological process: oxygen transport; hydrogen peroxide catabolic process. The transcript has 3 exons. The record is from RefSeq and is a predicted model, not a curated record.
UCUUAGUUUAAUCUAAGUUCAGCAGCUUCUGGAAAGUGACUGGUGGCCAAGGCAAUUUGGAAAGUUGAUGAAUAAGGUUUAUGUGAGAAGCAAUUUUACCAUCAGUGACCUUGGAUAUAACACAUUAAUCCACAUUAAUCUUGAACAGAAGAUUAUUAUUAUUACUGAUGACACAGACGCCAUGGUGAAGUGGACAGACCAGGAGCGCAGCACGAUCAGAGCUGUUUGGGAACAAAUUAAUAUCGACGAGGUUGGAGCGGAAGCUUUGGCAAGAGUUUUGAUCGUGUACCCCUGGACAGAGCGUUAUUUUGGUUCAUUUGGAGAAAUCUUCACCGCUUCUGCUGUUUUGAACAACGCCAAAGUGGCAGCGCACGGCAGACUGGUGCUGAGGACACUGGAUGAAGCAGUGAAAAACAUGGACAACAUCAAAGACACGUAUGCUGCUCUGAGCCAGCUGCACUGUGAAAAACUCCAUGUGGAUCCUGAUAACUUCAGACUCCUGGCCGACUGCAUCACCAUCACCGUCGCCUGCAAACUCAGGAGCGCCAUGGGCCCUCAGGUCCAAGCCACCUGGCAGAAGUUUCUGUCUGCUGUGGUAGACGCACUGCAGAGUCAGUACUACUGAAGAGCCGAGCAACACACACAUAACUAAAUGAAACUUGUAUUUAAA